AUGUCCUGGGCAAACAAAGGGAGAGGUGAGGGGUGCAGGCCGCCGGAACCACUGAUUGCGCUGCUUGCUUCCCGCCGGGGCGAGUUUCUGGGGACCCGGCUCGCCGCACAGGCCGCGGGAGCGGAAGCCGGGCUCCUGGCUCUCCUGGCCCAUCCGCAGGGCGCGGCGGGGGGCUCGGGGCCGACGCUGGAGCUUAUUCCCUCCGAGCUGGGACCAGAGAGACCGCCACCCUGCGAGCCGGCGCGGGCCCAGGAUCCCAAAGUAUACUUUGCCCCCGUUCUCUCCGUGGAGGCCAUGGACUCCUGCUCUCCCAGGGUGGCCCCUGCCCCCGCAGCGGCCCCCUCCUCCUCCGCCACCCGCCCGGCGGCCCCUGCACCCCCGCAGAAGGACCGUCACCUGCUCAUUGACGUGAAUGGUGUCCCCUACAUGUACACAGCGGACGAGGCCCCCCCGCCGGAGCCCGAGCCCGAGCCCGAGCCGGCCAAGGGCUUCACGUGUCCCCAGUGUUUCCAGGUCUUCAAGAGCGCCCUGAACCUGAGGAACCACAGCAUCUCCCACUCGGAGCUGCGGCCCUACGUCUGCGCCAUCUGCGGCAAGGCCUUCAAGCACUCAGGCAACCUCUCGAUGCAUCGGUUCAUCCACCUGUAACCCCGGACCGUGGUUGUUUGCACUUGUCAUUGUAACGGCUACUUUCCACUCCUUUACCUGCUGUUUGUUAUCAUAAUGGCUGUUUUGGCUUAGUUACUGGUUGUGGGGACCCAGGGCCCGGGCCCGCCCCCUCCUCCAUUGUGAGAUGCUCGCAGCCGCCUACCCGACCAGGCAGCAGGCCCCCUGCCCCCCGCGUCCCAGGGGAAAGCAUUAAGACGUCGCUCCACUAAGCUCGGUUAGUAGCCAAAUCUCGCGAGACCGGGUUGCAACCGAAUCUCAGAAACGCGGGGGUCGCAAACCCUUGUAAGGCCCCUCCCCCGCACUCGUCCCUGGUUUUCGCGCCCUUCAGUUUCCACAUCCGGGUGCAACCGUGAGAGCAUCACCUCUCGUCCGUACGUCGCAGUGAAACCCGUGUCCACUUCUGUGCCCGGCUAAACUGGGUUGGAACACUUCUUAUUGUUUGAAUAAAAACCCUAAACUCUU
This is a messenger RNA of Choloepus didactylus (southern two-toed sloth), 1131 nucleotides long. RefSeq names its product zinc finger protein 580-like. The coding region runs from base 1 to 648 and encodes 215 amino acids. NCBI's taxonomy places the organism in Eukaryota, Metazoa, Chordata, Mammalia, Pilosa, Megalonychidae. The transcript is spliced from 3 exons. The record is from RefSeq and is a predicted model, not a curated record. Gene Ontology annotation, cellular component: nucleus.